AUGCAAGUCCGGCAAUCCUGGCUCCGGUAUCUUGCCUAUAUCAGCAUCUUUUUUCUGGUCACCGUCUUCGUCUUUCUCAUAGUCCAGAUUGUCAUACUGUUGAUACAUGAGGAAAGGGAUUACUCGAUUUGGUGGAUGUUUGUACUGGGCGUCUGCCUAGCAAUUGCUGGUCAAUUUGCUGCGUAUUCCUAUGCGUUUAUGCCUUUGAUUCGAUGGAAAAAGAACAAAAGGACCCAAGAAGCACAUUCACGAACAACGGCCUAUGGCAUUUGGUUUUUGAGCAUUCAAAGUCUGUGGUACUCCCUGUACGGUGUGCUGUACUUUUGGUUCUUCGGCGUCAAUACGUGGGACCAAUUCACGAACAUGCUGGCGGUUGAUUACCCCAUGCGUUUUCUCCUGUGCCUCAUUUUCACGUUCUCUCCCCCGUCAUGGAUUAUUGACUGCAUGUCAUCACACUUGUCGUCUCACAAUCAAGCCAACCUCAAUACCACACCAGGCACACUCAGUCAGAACAUUCCCGAUACUUAUAUGCCAACAUUACUAAACGACGAACGAUACAACGUCUUUGGCGAAGACGAGGAGGCCAAAACGAGCAGCAGGAUUGCUAUGAUUACGACCGCCUCCACCCCAAAACCAGAGCCUUCAUACAGCCCAUCCUCUUAG
Molecule: messenger RNA, 663 nt
Organism: Zychaea mexicana
Lineage: Eukaryota; Fungi; Mucoromycota; Mucoromycetes; Mucorales; Lichtheimiaceae
Exons: 2
Coding region: 1-663 (220 amino acids)
Source: RefSeq, a predicted model, not a curated record